Lotus japonicus is the source of this 2884-nucleotide messenger RNA. Its product is annotated as protein DWD HYPERSENSITIVE TO UV-B 1. The record is from RefSeq and is a predicted model, not a curated record. Gene Ontology annotation, molecular function: protein binding. Gene Ontology annotation, cellular component: Cul4-RING E3 ubiquitin ligase complex. The transcript has 10 exons. NCBI's taxonomy places the organism in Eukaryota, Viridiplantae, Streptophyta, Magnoliopsida, Fabales, Fabaceae. Gene Ontology annotation, biological process: cellular response to UV-B. Bases 197 to 2617 code for a protein of 806 amino acids.
GAAAAAAAAAAUAAUCAGGUGGCAGUAAGAAAAACUAAAAAAAAAAAAAAAAAAAAAAAAAACCGAAAGAGAGAGAGAGCAGUGUUUGAAUCUAAACGUGUGCUUUGCAUUGUGAUCUUAUCACUCUUUGGUUUGAUAAUUUACGUUUUCCGAUUUGCUUCGUGAAAUCGUUGAUCGGAGAGUUUUUCCGAUCGCCAUGGCCGUCGACAUUCAAACAUUGGAAGACAGGUAUAUUGGUUUUUGCAGGAGUCAUGGUGCUUCUCCUAGCCCUGCUAUUUUGUCAAGCUUCUACAAGGCUGAGGUCAAAAAAUCCCGUCAAGAGCUGUGCGUCCUGGAAAUUGUAAUUGAUGACAUCUGUGAUUUUGAUUUUGCUCCACUUCUUGACACGUGCAUGAACCUUGAUGCUUCUGAAAUAGAAGCUGUUGAUGUACGUAAUGAAUCAUCAUGUCUAUUAAAUGGAGAAUGUGCAUUUUCAUUGCUGCGUGCUAUUAAUCAAAAGCUUCGAGUAGUCGAACUGCAGGACGUGUCAUUUGGAAAUGACUUCUUACGGGAUAUCUCGCAAAGGGGUUUGGCAUGCCAAGUGUUAACAUUGAGGUCAUCGCGUUUCCGGAAGCUGAACUUGAUGGGCGAGUUCAUGCACAUGCACACACUUAAUCUUGAUUUCAGUUCUUCCCUCACUAGUUUUGAUGAGGACUGUUUUAAUUGCAUGCCCAAUCUAAGGUGUCUCUCAAUGUGCGAAACACGGAUUACAAAUCUUUGGACAACUGUUGCAGCUCUAUCUAAGCUCCCUUCUUUGGUUGAGCUAAGGUUUCAAUAUUGGCAGUAUUGUAGUGAUUCUGGGUCAUCUUUUAACUUAUCCAGUGGGAAUUCAGAUAGCACUGCUGAUUUUAAUCUGCUUGAAAGAGUUCCUUUUGUUGGUGAAUUCUGCACCGAUACAAGGGAACUGACAGAUCCUAAUGCUGAAGACCCACUGAGAAAUUUUUACUCAUUUGGUGAAGAAGCUAUAGAUCAUGAUAUUCAAAGCAUGGUUGAGGAUUCAUCAGAUGAUAGUGAAAUUGGUUGUACUAGGCAUCAUCAUAGAUCCUGGUUGUCAGAUGUGUUUCCUGGAUGGAAUUUACAAGUGCCUCUUCAGAAUGAGUUCACAUUACGGAAUGAAGAUGAAGAAGAUUCAUCACAAGGUUCUUUUACAGGCCAUAUUGCUGAUGUUUCUAUGAAGUAUAUGUCUCGUCAUGCAUCACCAAUAUGUCAUGAGAAACAUUACAGAGAAUUCAUGAUAGCUUCACUGCCAAAUCUGAAAAAUUUAGAUAACGUGCCCAUCAGAAAAACUGACAAGGAAAGGGCUACUGGAAUAUUUUCUGAAUACUUUGAAUAUCUUCCAUACAGAUGGAAGCACAAAGAGAGUGUUGUAAGUAUCUUACAGAAACGAGAAAUAAAAUCAGGCCACAUUAAGGUGCAAUCUUCUAAGCGUAGCCCACCGUAUCCUUCCGGAAAUUCCCAAUAUUUUUAUACGAGGUCUCUUUCUGCUGCUAAAUUGGGGUCUUCAACUUGGCCCUUUUUGCAUCCCCUUUCUCUAUUAGGAUGUGAUUUGGGUAAGGGUUUUCGUCCAAGGCAGUUUGAGUAUCACCCAUCUGACUCCAGCUUGAUGGUCUUUGGAACUUUAGAUGGUGAAGUAGUUGUGAUCAAUCAUGAGAAUGAACAUAUUGUGAGUUAUAUUCCAUCACUUGGAGCAAUGAAUAGUGUCUUGGGUCUCUGUUGGCUCAAGAAAUAUCCCUCAAAGCUUAUAGCAGGUUCAGACAAUGGUUCCCUGAAAUUGUAUGAUAUCCACCAAGUUCCAAGAAAAAUUACUAGCAUAUAUGGGAAUUCUGGUUGUGUUACCUUCGAUGAAUUUGACCAGUUGACAUCAGUUCAUGUUAAUGCUACGGACGAACUAUUUCUUGCAAGUGGUUACUCAAAAAAUGUUGCGUUGUAUGACAUCAACAGUGGAAAGCGCUUGCAAGUGUUCACAGAUAUGCAUCAAGGGCAUAUUAAUGUAGUUAAGUUUGCAAAUCAUUCCCCAUCAAUUUUUGCCACUUCAUCUUUUGAUCAGGAUGUCAAGAUGUGGGACUUGAGACAGAAACCAAUACACCCUUGCUUCACUGCUUCAAGCUCUAAAGGAAAUGUGAUGGUUUGCUUUUCUCCAGAUGACCAAUAUAUUCUUGCAUCAGCAGUUGAUAAUGAGGUUAGACAAUUUCUGGCUGUUGAUGGUAGGCUUCACUUAGUUUUCGAUAUAGCUCCCACCGAGAGUUCUCAAAAUUACACCCGUUCUUAUUACAUGAAUGGGAGGGACUACAUUAUAAGUGGGAGUUGUGAUGAACACAUCGUCCGUAUUUGCUGUGCUCAAACAGGGAGGCGCCUGAGAGAUAUUUCCCUGGAGGGAAGAAGUUUAGGAAGUUCCAUGUUUGUUCAAUCUUUGAGGGGUGACCCUUUCCGGGAUUUCAACAUGAGUGUGUUAGCAGCCUACAUGCGGCCAGGCUCCAAGUCUGAAAUUGUUAAGGUCAAUUUACUAGCAUCUAGUGGUGAUGCAGAAGAUGACUCUGAUGACCAGCGCCCUUGCCUGUCCCACAGUAUGGGAGCUUGAUGUGCGACUUUGUAUGUAUUAUUAUGCAGAAGUGACUUUCAACUUGUGUUCUGUAGAAUUAUGAUCACAAUUUUGGUUAAUAAUUAGUUCAGCUGAGGUUAACCUUACUGGUAAUGUAAAUCCAAUCCAACUAGUGUAAAAUAAAAGGCAUCUCUGUAAUGACUCAGAAGUUGCAGUGACCACAAACAGGUGUUUGUGAAACCUACUUUUGUAUGGUAAUAUAUGAGAUGAUAUGAUGAAGAAGCUGAAUAUGUGGUGUGGCUGUUA